CCCCCUAUUCUCGUCAGCGAUAGCCUCUACGCUUCCUCUCCCUCUUUCUCCUCUUCUCGUCUCUUGGCUCGAAUCGAUCUCGCCCACCAGACCCGACCACCCGAUCCCCCGGAGAGCCGGAGAGGAGAAGAGCGAGGCGACGCGGCUACGCUCACCGUCACCAUGCUCAGGGUCGCAGGUCGACGCAUCUCCUCCCACCUUGCAUGGCGCCCCGCCGCGGCCGCCUCCGCCGGCAGGAGCCCCCUCGCUGGCGGCCUCCCAGGCGACGACUCUCGCGACCAGAAGCCGCGCUUCGCCAUCGACUCCCCCUUCUACGCCGCCGCCAGAGGUUUUUCAGCUGAAACACUUGUUCCAAGGAACCAGGACGUAGGCUUGGCUGAGCUCCCAGCAACUACAGCAGCUCUGAAGAAUCCCAGUGCAAAAAUUGUCUACGACGAGUAUAACCACGAGAGGUACCCACCUGGCGAUCCCAGCAAGCGUGCCUUUGCCUACUUCGUGUUGAGUGGUGGGAGAUUUGUCUAUGCCUCCUUGUUGCGUUUGCUCGUCUUAAAGUUCGUCUUGAGUAUGUCAGCAAGUAAGGACGUGCUUGCCCUCGCUUCCCUUGAGGUUGACCUGUCAAGUAUUGAGCCUGGGACCACUGUGACUGUGAAGUGGCGGGGCAAGCCAGUUUUCAUCAGGCGCAGGACAGAGGCUGAUGUUAAGCUGGCCAAUAGUGUUGAUGUUGCAUCCCUCCGUGAUCCACAGGAGGAUGCAGUGCGUGUCAAGAACCCUGAAUGGCUUGUUGUCAUUGGUGUCUGCACUCACUUGGGCUGCAUUCCCCUCCCCAACUCUGGAGACUUUGGCGGCUGGUUCUGCCCGUGCCAUGGCUCACACUAUGACAUCUCAGGUAGAAUCAGGAAGGGCCCAGCACCUUACAACCUGGAGGUCCCAACCUACAGUUUCUUGGAGGAAAACAAAAUGCUUAUCGGCUAAGAGUAGUGACCACAGGAUUAAUCCUAUGGUGCUGUGCUGAUAUUUUGAGUCGGUUUGACAAUUUACCUUUUUGGUGCUUCGGUAUAUUUUUUACGGACUAUUCUAUCUGAGUGCAGUGCUCUUCCUAGCACCCGAUAGUAAAGAAUAAUCUGCUGCUACUUUGGUACUGUCAAUUAAUUUCCGAGUCUGGCUGUCUGUUUCUGUUUCCUGAGCUCGGUAGGGAUGAUGAAAUUGUAAUAUCUUAGCUGGCAAAGUGAAGCUUAUAUGUGAUUGUUUUAUAUCUCUUUACCUCAGUCUGUGAUUUACUAUUAUUUGUCUGUUUGGAUGUAAGAUGAACUUGAUGCACUUUUUACGAUGUGUUGUUUAUGCUAGUUUAUCAA
This is a messenger RNA of Brachypodium distachyon (stiff brome), 1352 nucleotides long. RefSeq names its product cytochrome b-c1 complex subunit Rieske, mitochondrial. The record is from RefSeq and is a predicted model, not a curated record. Gene Ontology annotation, biological process: mitochondrial electron transport, ubiquinol to cytochrome c. Gene Ontology annotation, molecular function: 2 iron, 2 sulfur cluster binding; quinol-cytochrome-c reductase activity. The transcript is spliced from 2 exons. Gene Ontology annotation, cellular component: membrane. Lineage: Eukaryota; Viridiplantae; Streptophyta; Magnoliopsida; Poales; Poaceae. The coding region runs from base 163 to 972 and encodes 269 amino acids.